This is a messenger RNA of Xyrauchen texanus (razorback sucker), 724 nucleotides long. RefSeq names its product somatostatin 1, tandem duplicate 1 (gene sst1.1). The coding region runs from base 85 to 429 and encodes 114 amino acids. Gene Ontology annotation, biological process: regulation of cell migration. Gene Ontology annotation, cellular component: extracellular region. Lineage: Eukaryota; Metazoa; Chordata; Actinopteri; Cypriniformes; Catostomidae. The transcript is spliced from 2 exons. Gene Ontology annotation, molecular function: hormone activity. The record is from RefSeq and is a predicted model, not a curated record.
AUAGAAGAAUCUACCUACCACAAACGCAGCGAAAGGCGACGCAUAUCUUGCCUUCACUUUCCCUCCAAAUCAAUUAUUUCAAAGAUGCUCUCCACGCGUAUCCAAUGCGCACUGGCGCUCCUGUCUCUCGCGCUUGCCGUUAGCAGCGUCUCAGCAGCACCUUCAGAUGCAAAACUCCGCCAACUUCUACAAAGAUCUCUCCUCAACCCGGCUGGAAAACAGGAACUCGCAAGAUACACACUUGCAGACCUCCUCUCAGAGCUCGUGCAAGCAGAAAACGAAGCGCUGGAGCCGGAGGAUGUGUCUCGCGCUGUGGAAAAAGAUGACGUGCGUCUCGAGCUGGAACGAGCCGCCGGUCCCAUGCUGGCACCUCGCGAGCGCAAAGCCGGAUGCAAGAACUUCUUCUGGAAAACUUUCACGUCGUGUUAAUUACUCUCCGCAAAGCGUUUGUUUGUUUGUUUUUAAUUUCCUUUUCUUAUUCCUUCUGUUCUCCGUCUUUCACAUCAUAUCCAGAUUGUAUAUAAGAAAAUAAAAUGGGUUAUAGCCUAUUUGUUGUUUGACGAUAAAGAUGAUAGCUCUCAUUGACUAUUUAUGUUUUUCGAAGCUAUUGAUGUGUCAUCGGAAAGAAUGUUUUACGGAUGUGUGCAAAUCUGCUUUAAAUUGUACUUUACGUAUUAUAGCAGAUAUCACUAUUUUUAAUUGUUUGUUUGAAUAAAAUCUAUGU